Belonocnema kinseyi is the source of this 669-nucleotide messenger RNA. RefSeq lists its product as uncharacterized. The transcript has a single exon. The coding region runs from base 1 to 669 and encodes 222 amino acids. The record is from RefSeq and is a predicted model, not a curated record. Lineage: Eukaryota; Metazoa; Arthropoda; Insecta; Hymenoptera; Cynipidae.
AUGGAACUAAAGUUUAGCGUUGAUGGUCUGCCCGUUUCAAACUCAGGAGACGAAGACUUUUGGUGCCAUCUUUGUCAAGUUCAUUUAUAUCCUAAUAUUUACAUACCAUUCCUAGUAUCAAUAUUUAGCGGAAAAGCAAAGCCAGCAAGCAUUGAUGUUUAUUUCACAAAAUUUGUGGAUGAAAUAAAUGAAUUGCAUGAAAAUGGAAUUGAUAUUGCUGGAAAACAUUUUACUGUGCAAGUAAAAUGCAUUGUUCGUGACACUCCAGCAAGGGCAUUUUGUAAAAAUACAGUGGGACAUGCUGGAAACCAUGCUUGUGAAAGGUGCACAGUAAAAGGCACAAAAAAAGGCAUAGGCAGGACUGUCUUUCUAUUAGUUGACAGCGUCGAAAGAUCGGACGAGUCUUUUAGAAACCAAAUACAAGCUCCUCAUCGCAAUGGGCGAACAAAAUUGCUUGACAUAAGACCCAAUAUUAAUAUGAUAUUUACCUUCGUCUUGGACUUCAUGCACUUAUGUUGCCUUGGAAUUAUGAAAAAACUGAUUGAAUGGUGGCUUUCCGGUGACUUUAUAGUAAGAUUAGGACCGAGAAUGAGAGAUCUUUUGUCUGAACGAAUGGAGCUUCUGGAAUCUCAAGUCCCUUGUGAAUUUACAGAAAACCUGCGUCACUAA